Symbiodinium sp. CCMP2456 is the source of this 12604-nucleotide messenger RNA. NCBI's taxonomy places the organism in Eukaryota, Dinophyceae, Suessiales, Symbiodiniaceae. The record is from the annotation of a GenBank genome assembly.
AUGGUUGCACCUCUCUCGGUCUGCGAAGUUGAGGUCACCCCGAAGGGGCCCUCCGGAAAUCGACAGAUUCUACAGACCGCAGGCGGUAUGUGGCCUCUGCAGCUGCAAGGCGUCGCGCUUGAUCCGCAUGACCGAAUUCGCAUCGUGGCGGACACUGUGCUUUGUGGACUUGAAGGCAGUGCCACCAUGCAUGAUGCCGUUCUGGCGUUGACUGCGCCGAUGGGCCAGCGUGCUCAUGGAGACUUUCAGUCGGAAACCUGGGAGAACAUCCAAGUUAAUCGAAUGGGCAUUUACAAAGUUUGCUGGUGUGGUGGUGAUGGGGACUGCUCCACUGACGAGCACUUCGCAAUGCAUGUGGCUACCCUGAUCAUCAAUGGAAUCAUGUUGACGGUCGUGGGCGACGGGAGGGCGCCAAACAGAACGACCGACAUGGUCGACGGAGCUCCUGGCUUCCAGAGCCCGCUGGGCGAUCCUUUUGGCCGCUUGAAACACAUCCAAGGUCGAGUCUACACUCUUGCAGGACAGUUCUUCCCGGGAGUGAGAGGGGACUUUGGUUCGGCCUUCAACGCGCAGCUCUCCUCACCGCUCGGUCUUGCUUUGGACCGGGAUCACACGUCGCUCUACAUCGCGGACUACGGGAGUGACCGGGUUCGCAAAAUUGACUUGACGCAGGACCCUCUCAACAGAGGUAUCAUUGAAACUGUCGCCGGGAACGGCUUUCGGGGCUUCUCCGGUGAUGGCGGGCCAGCACGGGAGGCACAGCUGAAUGGACCUUCAGGCGUGGCUGUGGACCUGAACCAGAUGCUCUGGAUUUGCGAUAGUGGCAACAACGUGCUCCGCGUGGUGUCCAUGGAAAUCCCGGUCAGAAUUCCAGGCAGCAACGAGUUCCAAGCCAACGUCAUCCUGACAGCUGCCGGGGGCUCCACUGGCCAAAGCCAGGGCAAAGGCGAUGGCGGAGUGGCCUGGCUGGCACGGAUGCAGGGCCCUUCCGGGGUUGCAGUGUCAUCCGCUUUCGUCAGCACGGAGGACGGCACGCUGCCAGUCAACGUCUACAUUUCGGAAAGCAUGGGCCAGCAGGUGCGUUCCAUGUCGCUGGAGUUUCAGAGCUAUCUCGGCGUGAUCAACACGCUGGCUGGCUCUGGCCAGCGUGGGAACGACCUCCAGGAGGGGCUGCCGCUGGAGGCCCCCAAUGCAGAGCUCAACGAGCCAAGCGGGGUGGCGACGGAUGCAGGCCUGGUCUACCUCAGCGACUCGGCCAACAACCGCCUCUUGAUGAUGCCGGCAUUGGAGUACGUUUCCAUGGGCUGCUGGCGUGAGAACAUUGAGUCGCCAUGGAUUCCAAGCAUCGAAGGCGAGCCACUCCCCUGGGGCAUCGACUACCUGCAGGGUAUCCCCGAGAACCGACCUGCGGCCAUUACAGCGUGCGCUCUGGCCACGCUGCGUUUGGGCUAUGAGGUGUUCGCCAUUCGUCAAAUGGGGGUGUGUGCCACCUCAAAGGAUGCGCACCUCUACUUUCGGUUCGAGGGCUCUUCGACUUCUUGUGAUCAGGGUAAAGGUGGAGCACGCGACAACUCAGUCUACAGGUUUGCUCGUCAAGGGAUGAUGACGCAGCAGCAGGGAUUGGUCUACGUCCUGGCAGGGAGGGAAGGCGACGCCGGCUUUGCAGGUGACCAAGGCAGCGCUUGGGUAACACAGCUCAACCGGCCCAACGGCCUGGGCGUAAAUCCCAUGACGAAGGACAUCUACGUGGCAGAUUCCGGCAACAACCGCAUCCGUCUGAUUUUCAGCCAGAUAGGUCCCGGCGUUCAUCACUCUGGCUACUGUACGAACGGAUUGGCCUGCGAGGUGACGAUCAGGGGAAAUGGCUUGCUGCCGGGCAACAAGCUGGCCGUCAUUCCCAUGGAGCAAAGCUGCGGGCAGCCUGGCGUAAUGUUCCAAAUGGGCCUGGCCAUGAACCCGACGUCCGAGAUCCCCUCGCCAUCGUUCACCCAGAAGACCUUCAACUUUGGACCACCUUCCGUGCCCCGCACCGGAACCUAUCGGCUCUGCUUCUGCGUGAAGGAUGCUGUGGUCUUCGGACAGAUAACGCCUUGCAAUGCGGCAGAGUUCUUCAUCCAUGAUGCCGGAAUUGUUCGCAUUGUUGGACCGGACAGCCGUAUCGAUGAUGCCGAAGUCGUGGAAGGGAUGCCCGGCCGGCCCUUGGCCUUGGCCAUCUUCGGCCACGAGCUCUCGCUCUUCGACCGCGUGCGCCUGGUGAACGACUCGCAGCCCUGUGGCGUUCCCGGUGCAGAGGUCCUGGCCGAGGAAGUUCAAAGCCGAGACAUUUUGAUGGGGCGGCGGUACCAGGGCAACGAGUCCUUCAGCCUUUGGGUGAACGUAACACUUCGAGCCUCUGGCAGCUUCCGCUUAUGCUGGUGCCAGGGUGCGAGGAUCGAUGGUACUCGCUUGCGGUGCGAGCACGGAGAGGACUUUCGAGUGGAGGCUGCACGUGUCAACAUUCGAGGCCCCAUCCAGUACGUUGGCACAAUCAAGACUGGCAGUUACGAGGAGAUCGCAGUCAAAGGCGGCCAGCUGGCUGGAUUCAGUUCCAGUGAUCGCAUUCGACUGGUCGACGCGGCGACCGUGCAGUGCGGCAGCAUGGAGGCGCAGGCCUUCAGCAUCUCCAUCGAAAACGAGCAGGAGGAUGCUGUGCCAUCGGGCCCUCCACACCGCAUCACCGCCGACUCCGUGACGUGGACCAACGUCAAGGUCCGCACCAGUCAGCCCCUGCGGGUAUGCUGGUGUGGUGACACAGAAGCAUGCAGCAGGGGAGAGGACUUUGUCAUCGAUGCGGCGCUGAUCGCUCCUUUGGGCCCAAGCACACACCCUCGGCAGAUUCUGGAGUUCCCGCAAAACGGCACCUUCUACGACGUGGAGCUUGCUGGUAUCGGCUUCGAUGGGAGGGAGUACAUUAGAAUUGUGGACGACUAUACGCGCUGCGGAAGCCGGUUUUCAGACGAAAGCAGCCUUGAUGUCUCCGGCCUGCUGCCGAACCAAGCAAGCCAAGUCGUGAACAUGGGCCGGGGAAUCAGGUGGAGAAACAUCAAGUUCCUCAGGCCGGCAGCGUACAGAGUCUGCUACUGCUACUGUGGUCAGGGCAAAAACCUUGGACAAUGUUGCCAACUCGGCGAGGACUUUUACACCGACAUCGCCACCAUCUUUGUCGCAAUUCCGCGGCAAGCUGGGACGGAGCCUGUGCUCCAGGCUCCGAUGGUGGUGCCCGACAUGCGUCCGAUGCAUCCUCCUCCUGGUCUGUGGGGUGUUUUCCCGAAGGAUAUUACGCGGACGAUCCGCAUUCGAGCCCAAACUCGAGGAAGCCCCGCCCAUGCCGGGUCGGUCGGGCCGAUCGAGGUGAAGAUCUUCCAAGUUUGGCCAUCGAUGACAAUCCUCGCGACCUUCCAACUGACGGAUUUGGUCACAGGGCAGCUUCAAGGCUUCGAGAAGCCCGUUCUUCUGGACGUGGACGGCAACCCCCAUGGCAUCGAGGUGGUGAGCCAUUCGAUGGAUGCCUGGUACCCGGAAUGGAUCGAAGUGGACAUCGAAGGAAUCGGCUCGCACCGCUUUCAGAUGGAAGGUUGGACCGCCUCGCCGGCAGAUCGCCAGGUCCGCUACGUCACACAGGGACUGCAGCCUCCGCCCAUGCUUCCGACGAUGCUGCCGGCUCCGAACGUGGAGCUCUGGGAAUCGCAUGCAUUCGUCCUCGACGCCUGUGGUGGAUGUCGGCCGGGCUUCCAGUGCACGGAGGAAGAAGCUUCAAUGGUCGAGCGACUGCAAAGAGAGUCAUUGCUGGGCCUGAUCUGGGAUGAGGAUGGUGCCAGUGAUCCUGAGGCUGCCCGCCUGGCCGUCUACCUUGCAAGGUGCCGGCCGGUUUGUGGUGACGGCCAGGCACAGCCGGGUGAACAGUGCGACGACGGCAACCUGCGAAGUCUCGAUGGCUGCAGCGGUCGCUGCCAGGUGGAAUCCGGCUUCGAGUGCGCCAAUUUCGGUGAUGCUCCCAGCAGCUGUUGGCCGAGGUUGUGUGAUGCUGACACUGGCAUUGCUUGGAAUGGAAUGAAGGCGGGGCUUUUCCCCCUCUAUGGCGAACGGGAGUUUGCUCAGAUGUCUUCCCUUGGGGCGACUUGCUCGAUCGACACGCCGCUGCAGUACAAGGCACCGAAGUCCUGGCCUCGAGUAUGUUUCCUAUGGCGAAGCGCGGAGAUAUUCCCGCCAGCGGGGCUCUGCCCAGCAAACAAGGAAACUCAGACGCUCGUCAGCUGGGUCUUCGAUCCCGUGGAUGAAGCGACGGUCGAUUGCCAGAGCUUCACGAUGGAGUAUGUCGGUUCGAGCCUCCAGUGCAACCUGACCAACACGUCCCGGGUAUGGCAGCCCCCAGCGACUUUGCUGAACACCUACGACGACUGUGCCCGGAUGUGCGAGAACGACCAGGAAUGCAUGGCGGUGAUAUUUCAUGUGGACGAUCCAGCAGGCGGCCAGGAGUGUGGACCGGACAGCAGGCUUUGCUCUGCUCACUGUCAGCUGGUGGAUGGCUGUGACACCAUGCCCAUGGAGGGCGGUGUGUCCGCGGACCAAUACCACAUAGGCCGGAAGAUCCAAAAGGAGGCUUCCGAGCUGCCUGGGAACAGCAUCUGCACGGAGGUGGACAGACCCAUGCCGGUCCAUGCAUAUGAUGCCGGAGGUGUUACCAUCGUGCAAUUCGACUCGCCUGUGGAGCCUCCAGCAGGAGUCGAACUCAAUCAGGCAUUCUUUUGCAGCCACAUCCUCUGGGAGACCUCCCAAGUCGCUGUAGGCGGCGUUGGGGCCGCCUGCCGGUGGGUUACCAGCACGGUGCUCCACGUUGAGCUUGGUCCAUCUGCUGUGGUUGCUCGGCCUGAAGGCUACGAUGUUAUGGGCUGGCUGAAGGGGGAUACAGCCGAGCUGUUCUUCGACCUAAGCAAGCUGCACCCCCGUGGCAUGGGGAAGGACAAGUUUGCCCACGAGCUGCCAGUGCCGGUAACCGUGACUGGGAAGCGAGUGCAUCCGCUGGCUCACAGCCCUGUGGCCAUGCCGAAAGUGCCACAGAUCAUUUUGCGCGGUCCCACUGACAUGGGCGGCUGUGGAGAUCUCGAGGUCAUUGCUGACACGAGCACACAAAGUGGCGGUCGUCGGUGGAAAAGUGUUGUUUGGGAGUGCGUCGAGACGAGGCCGGAUGGUUCGCUUCCACAGGAGAGCCAGGAUCGGCUGUUCUCAGCCUGCGCUACUCGGAUCCAGCCGCUGCUAAAUGCGAAGCCAUGGUGUGGCCUUGGAUUCGAGCAACAGCUUGUGGCCCAGACGUGUGAACUGCGUGUGGUGAUCCCAUCAGCCACCUGGUGCGGGCUUUCCUCCAUCACACUCGGAGUCACCCUGACACGGGCGGAUGGCUACGCCGCGUAUGACACUUGGACGACUCGAAUUCUCCCACUUACGCGCAUCCCUGCAGCCGGGGCAGUUGGCUCGAAUGAGGUUCACAUUCAGCCACAGCGUCUUCAGGGGGAGCCAACUGGACGACUGCGCUUGGAGGUGGCCAGUGAGAGUGAUGCGCAGAUGAUCGGAAGAUGCUCGUGCAACUUGACACGGGCCCCGAACCCCGACGGAUCGGAGAGCCGGGUCGUGGUCGACUGGUACUACGGCGAGGUGAUUAACGGCAUGGUGCCAAGACACUUCGAGAUGUCCAAGAUCCUCAAAGACGAGAGCGCCAGUGCGAACGUGCUGGAAGUUUUGCUCAGAGGGGAGAUUAUGCGGCCCGGUUCCACUUGGAAGUUUUCGGCUCGUGUUGCCUAUGCUGUGCACUCGGAGAACGAGGGCUCCUAUGUUCCGUUCACGAUCACUGUGGGGGACCUCGAGCCACCUGUGGCCAGCCUCGUGGGACCCCACCGUGCAAACAACGACGACUGCUCCUUUGCACUGGACGCUUCCGAGAGCAUGGCGCGCGAGCUCAUGUUCACUACGGAGACCUUGGGCCGCCGUCUUCAGGCAAAUCAGACACCUCCGACCCAGGCGCCGGUGAUGGGCCUGCAGUAUUCGUGGCGAGUCCGCCAGUUGGCACUGGGAACCGACGAUGCCCUGGUGUACUCUGUCCCCAAUGUUGCCUUGGCCUUGAUCGAUCUCGAAGCUUUCACGGGCUCGCAGCUGCUGGUUCCGCAGGCGAUCCUGCCAGAAGGCCUCUAUGUCUUCACGGUGGAGGUCCAUGAUGCUCUCUAUCCCAGUUUAGUCUCAUCUGCCAGUGCCACAGUGAUGGUGGACAAGAAGGCUGACGUCCCUGUGAUCAGUGUGGAUGGUCCUAGCGGGACGGUCGGUCCGACGGGUUCGGUUCAGGCCAUCUUCAAACAGGUGGGCUUUGGCGCGUGCGUGGUUCCCACGGUGGACAUGGAAGGUACACAUGCACGGACGACGAUCCUUCUGAUGCGUGGCAUCUUGGGCCAGCCGCGAAAUUACAUGAGGGCAUACAAAGAGCUCACCUUCACCAACCGAGUCAAGGACAUGGCUGGCUUUGUUGCCAACUCGCUUUGGCUGUACGUUGAAGCAGACCGGAGCGAUCUCGAGAAGGGCUUCAUCUACUCUUACAGGCUGCUUACAGCUGGGCGGAAGAAAGCCUUCGAGCUCACGGCAUACAAGGAACGGCUGUUGGCGGCCGGCAAAGAUUCGACGACUGCCGCAGGGCGCCACAUGGACACGGAACCCGCCACGAAUCCGGUGGAUCUUGGCAUUCUCCAAGUGGAUUCGGAAGUGUUCAACAUCCCUUGGGGCCCGACAGCUGGCAGUUUGGACGUGCUCGACCCUGUGGGACGCAUUGGAAUCGCCAUGUCGGAUGUGUUUCGUCUCCAGCAAGCAUGGGCCACGGACAACCCGCCGCUGGAGUACACCUUCUACUACGGAGAGGUCCCGGAGGAAAGGCGCGAGCAAUUCCUGGUCGAGCUCCGGAAUUUUGAGACGGACAUUUUCACGGACCAACGCCUGUUCUCCCUCGUCCCGGACGGAGCAAUGGUGCCGCUUAGCGACUGGUCCAUGUCACCCACGCUCGCACUGCCAUUGAAGCAAGGCAUGUAUGUCUUCGAGGGCCGAGCACGAGAUGCCAGUGGGGUUGAGGCUAAACGGUACUCUGUUGCUUGGUCACAUCCGGCCUACGAAGAAAGAGUGGUCACAUCUUACGAUCGCGUCACUUCGCUUCUGGAGUAUAUACGCCGGUCACGCCAAGCGAUUCUGCAGGUCCGGGCCUUCAAUCGCGGAUCCGUCUCAGUGGUUCCAGUAUGUGCUGCGGUCUUUGAGCUUCCCAGCAUGUACGACUACGACUUCAGGUCCAUGAUGGAAUGGAACGCCGCCAGCGGCCUGCCCAUGCCGAACCUCUCACAGCCUAUCUACGGGGCGCCGAUUGUCUCGCGCGAGACGCGGGAAGAAGUGGUAACAUACCUCUUUGACAUCAUGGGGGCCCUAAAUGACAUCGUGAACGCUCUGGAGCCGGAUUCCUUGGGUGCAGAGACUACGCAAAGUCGGCGGCUGCAGGAGCAGUACUUCCAGGACACCACAUCGAACACAUCCACUCCUCUCCAUGCAGAGGUGGUUGCCUCCGCCCUGGCGCACUUGGCUUCGAAUCUGGCUCCCAUCGAUGAGCCCGAGCUUUUCGUAUACCUGGGCCGUCUGACAUCUGGCCUCGUGGUUCGUAUCCGCAGCUCCCGAGGAGACAUCAGGAAGGCUGGCAAUGCGCCGCAGGACCUGGUCAAAACACUGUCCUAUUUGCUGGCCAGCGCAAGGCCUAUUGACCGAUGGCGGGAGGGCAUAGUGGAACCCAACAUUACGGAGCACGUGCAGGCCCGGCUUUCCGUGGAGAUCGUUGCAACGGCUGUGGCGCUGGGCGACGUCAUGGCCGCGAUUGCAGAGCCUAACGGUCCGCCAAGUGCCAUCAAGCAAGCCAUGCCCAAAGCCGAAUUCCUCAACUCUGUGGAUGGCGACCUUGUCGUGACCAUCAUCAAGAAGCCCCUGCUCGACAUCAUCCAGAAUGGCGUCCAGACACAACCGGACUACCAGAGCAUGCAACGCUGGAUCUAUCCACAAAUCAACAUAGCAGGCCUCGGCCCACCCGGCUUCAUGGGAUCAACCUGGGCUGGAUCCAAGGGUAUCCAAGCUAACCCAGAUGAUAUCCAGUGUCAGGAGGCACAGGAGGGUUUUCUGCAGACCAUCACUAUGACAACCAUCUCCUGGCCGAUAAAUCCCUUCCUCUAUGCCACGGGAACUUACUUGGGGAAGAAUGCCAGUGUGACUGUCCCGUACACGAUUCAGCUGCGGUCUUGUGGCCAGCCCGUAGUGGUGGAGGAGCAAAUCGGCAAGAUCGACCUCACCUUCCGGCUGGAUCCCAGCGUGGUGCGUGACCGCCGGUGGGGCUUUCGUGACACCGCCCCGUAUCGUGUGGCCUGGUGGGAAGAGAGACCCGGUAUCAGUGCUCAGGCGGAUCCGAUCCAGCGAUGGACCAUCAAGGGUUGCAAAACCUUCUGGAGCCGGACGCAGGAGGACAUUGUCACUGCGGAAUGCGACCAGCUUCCGAGCAGCCAAGGCUCCGUGAUGUCGGUGGAGCUGGUGUCUUGUGGGACAGGUGGGAAGGAUGCUGUAGUUGAGGCCUCGCCCGAACUACAAUUUGGUCGGAGCUCCAUCUCCGAACAGUUUGGCUCUCUAGUGCCAGGAAUGUUCACAAUGUUGCCCGGACCCAAGCUACAAGCAGCGUGCUUGCAGCUUCUAGCAAGCGCUGAUGCCUCCAAGAUUUCCUACAUGCUGGUGGCCUUCCUUAUCCGCUCCGAGCUCAGCUUGUCCACUGAGCUUGGGCUACAGGCAGGUGCUGUCGAUGCUGACUCGGCCAAGCGCACCUCGCAGCUGGACUUCUGGCUGCGAAGAGGCAAGAUAUCUCACGAGCAAGCUCUCCGUCUUGUGGAGACAUUCCCAGAAUGUUUGCUGGACGGUGAGAUCGUUGCCGUCCGACAUGUCUCCGAGCGUCCUCUUAUCGUGGCGGCAUCGAAGCCCCGCAACGUUCGCUGCUUCGCCAAGGAGCAAGCCUUCGAAUUUGAGCAGACGGUGGAAGCUUGGUUUCGGGCAGAAUUUCAGAAGAAGAUCCAGGUCUGCCACAGCCUCGAAGAUGAGGUCUCCGGAGUGCUGCUCAUGGGAAGCAAGUCAGAGAGGCUGCAAAGUCUCAAGCUCCUGUUCCAGGAGCACAAGGUGAAGCGAGUCUUCCACGCCCUGGUUCUGGGUCAUCCGAGCUGGGAUGAGGCAAAGCUCGACACCCCGGUGAAAGGAGGGCGGCCCUGGACGUGGGUCAAGACCCUGAGGCGAGGAUUCUGGGCUGUCAUUGGCGGCAGAGAACCGCAGCCGAUCGCUCUUGUGGAGGCCUGGACGAUGGUUGGGCGGACGCAUCAGAUCCAGGAGCACCUCCGGGCGACAGGCCAUCCGGUCUUGGGAGACGUUCGCCAUGCGGACAUGCCAGAGACACCGUUCGGAGAUGCCGCGCUGUAUUGCUAUCGGGUGUUCUUGCACCUGACGAGACUGGAACUAUGCUUGCUUGAGGAGGAGCCGACAUCGGUGGAGGUGCCCCAUGACUUUGACCGAUAUCUGGUCCAGCUUGAGGAAGUGCAUCGUCUGCCGGCUGCGGUAGCACCCGAGCCUUUGCAAGCUCUUGCAGGAGCUCAGGUUCUACAAUGGGCUACUGGGGAUGAUGCCAUGGCCCGGCUCAGGCAGUGGUCGUACCUGACCAACAUUGGCCAAAUCUCACGAUGCCAGUGCUUGCAGCUGUUGGACCGCUUCCCCGAGAGCUUGGCUGAUUUCACGCCACACGAGGUGUGGGCGAGCCAAGGCCAUGGCUUCGUAGUACUGCACAAGCCCUUCAACAGGCUGCUGUACCACAAGAAGCGGCUCCCGAAGGACUUGCCACUCAUGGAUUGGGUGCGAGGUGCCUAUCCUCAUGAAUCUCCUCGCCUCUGUCAUCGACUCGAUUAUGGCACCUCAGGUGUUUUGCUCCUUGCACUGAACCGCGAUGCUGCGCGGCAAAGCCUGAGCUGGUUUUCCAAACGCCAGGUCAAGAAGGUUUAUCAUGCUGCUGUCUUCGGGCAUCCAUCGUGGCCUCACGAAUGUACUCUUUCCGAGCCGCUGCAGGGCAAGGCUGCUGAAACCAUCGUCAAGGUCCUUCGUUUUGGCAGCUGGGCUGCCGCACGGCCCUUCGCUGCGUCGCUGGUUGAGGUCUCGCCUCAGACGGGGCGCACACACCAGAUCCGUCUCCAUCUCGCGAUGGCAGGACAUCCGAUCAUAGGUGACCUUGAUUACUCUCCAGCGUUCGCACAUCACGUCUACUACAGGCUGUGUUUGCACGCCUCGAGCAUCAGCCUGCCACUAGAUGAUACCAUGGUCAAGGUGGAAGUGAAGCAUCCCUUUGACCCGCUGCUCCGCGACAUGCACGAGGAGGUGGAAAAUAUCGUGAUCCCGCCUUUCUUCGCUGACUUGUGCAGCGACUCACACGAGUCCUCGCAAGAUGCUGAAGGCUGGGUGACCCUUCUGGUGUGGGCUUACCGUGCUGAUGUGACUUUCUGGCCGUCGGAGAAGCAGCUCAUGAAGCUCCUAUACUUGCCCUGGGAGCGGAAGUGGCGGGAGCGCCUGCGGCGCGGCCGAUUACCACCUCCGGAGCCCAUUACUUGGAAUGUUCUGACCGGUGAUUUCUGGUAUCAGACAAAGAUGCUGUGGAUCGACCGCAUCAUCUGGACCUUCUGCUGCGUGAAAGCGCUCAAGGGCUCCGAGCUUUUCUUCUCGGUUGAGACGCGAGAAUUGAUCAAGAUGCGUUCUGGAGAUCGUGACACAACCUAUGAGAGGUUUGUUGACUCCAUGAAUGACAAGGAUCAGCUGGACAAAAUCCAAUAUGUUAAAGAACAGCGAAGCCUGGCAGCGAGCCAGAACCAGCCAGACAGCAUGAACCGGAAAGCUGCCUGGCAAGACAAGGGCGCCGUGGAGGCGCUCCAGGACCAAGAGGUCAGCUACAGGGACCACCAUGCAGAUGCAAGUGGCCAGAGCUCACGGAUACCUUCGCACAGGGAUCCCUACUUAGACGGACCUCCGCUGUCACAGUUGCGCGGCACGGCCAACAACGAGGAGCAGAGGCAAAUCCAGGAUGCGGCCAUACGCACUGGGGACGCGCCUGGAACUGGGCCGGUGAUGCCAGCACAGGGUCUUGAGGAGAUCGAUGCCCAGGACAAGGCGCAGGCAGCGCUAGAAGCAGCGCUAUAUACGUCCAAGGUUGGUGACCUGCCUCCUGGUUGGGAGGAGUAUGUCUCAGAGGAACACGGAGGACGUGUCUACUAUGUCUUCUCGCAGACUGGCGACACUACAUGGCAGCGGCCAACUCUCCUUCCAGAUGGCACUGUGCAGUUCUUUCCCAAUCAGGACGUUUCAUCCAAGGCCAGCAGAAGUGGCUCCAAGCUCGCAGACCCCAGAGGCAAAGGCAAGCUUGGCUCGCUGCGGAAUGCGGCAAAGGCCGCCAAGACCAAGGAUGCUGAAGCGGCCGCGCUGAGCCCUCCCGGGACAAGGAUGGAGGCGGAGCAUGGAGCGCCGGCGCCAGGUGAUGACGACCUGACGCCCAUGGAGCGAGAAAGCGAGGUGCCACCGUUCAGACGACUGCCAUUGCAACGCGAGGCCCACCACGGUGCUCCCGAGCCCGGUGCGUCCCUGGCUGGCAUCCCCGGAGGCGGCUCCAAAGAAGAGGACUACGGCGAGUCCGAAGCCGAAGUCCGAGCCGCUGUAGAGGCAUCUUUGGAAGCGGCGCGGAACAGCCAGGAAGUAAUGCUUCCUUCCGGCUGGGAGCUGCAAACCACGCCUGAUGGUCGCGAGUUCUACGUCAACCUUCGAUCCAACAUCACACAGUGGGAGGUGCCCAAGCUGCCACCACAUUGGGAAGAGCGCUUCUCGAGGGAGGGCAAGGUCUACUACCUCAGCCUCUUCGAUGGCCGGACACAGUGGGAAUGGCCCACAGAGAAUGCUGCGGCUUUCCACCAGCGUUUGGAGGAGCUUCCCGCACCUUCUCCUUCUGGCCGGAUGCUGGCGCUUCCGGGCUCGACGCAGGAGGAGUUUCGCCAUGAGGAGGACGAGUUCAGCCAGUCGUCGGAAGAGUCUUCCUUGGGAUUGGCGCUUGAUGAGGUGGAUGCCAACGACCUUCUUGCUGUGCCCCCGGGCGCUGAGAAUGCCGAGAAUCCCCAGGACGAAGCUGCAGAAGGCUCGGAGCCGCAGAAGUGGGGCGCGGACAAGCGAGAUGCAGAGUGGAUAAGCCUCAAGAGGCAGAUGGCAAGCCAGAAGAAGGCGCACGACGAACGCUGGAUGACUGCUAGACAUUUUCCUGGCGUCCGAGAAUUCGUGCGAAGAUACGAGCUCGCCAACCAAGUCAACAACUGGGACAGGGCGGUCGACAAUGUCACGUUAAAGAUCGACAACAUGGCACGGCAGAGAGGGCAGUUGGGAGUUGUUGCUGAGCUGCGGAAGGAGGAGCUCCGCCAGAUAUUCCCUAUCAUCCAGCGGCUGCAGUGGACCAAGUGGUCCA